CAACCAUAAAUCAUAGAGGGGGAGUGAACCAAGAAACUGAAAACCAUUUCAAUUCAUCUUUGUUGUUUUGCUUGGUACACAAGAAGAAGUAAAAGUUCAGCAGAUGGAUAGGAUGAAUGAGGGAUUUCAUCCGGAGAGAACAUUGCCAAAUCCACCUCCAUUGCCAGUAGCUUUGACAACUUACUCAUAUAAAAGCAGGAAAUCACCACAUUGCUCUUUUUCUACUGCUACGAAGCAUACGUGGGAUAGCCUCUUUGAUGAAGGUUACAGAGCCGAUGUCUCAAUCUAUACAGAUAAUGGUGGCAUCAUCUAUGCACAUGCUAGUAUUCUGAGUAUGGCUUCUCCAGUAUUCAAAAGUAUGUUGAAUUUGAAACAGUCAAGAGCUCAUAGUAGGAGUGGUCAUAGGAGAUCAAUCUCUAUACGUGGGGUUCCACCUGAAGCUGUUCAAAUUUUCAUUAGAUUCUUGUAUUCUUCCUGCUUUGAAGAAGAUAAAAUGCAGAAGCAUGCACUGAGUGUAUUGGUGCUCUCACAUGCAUAUGCAAUCCCCCAUCUAAAGCGAAAAUGUGAGUGUCAACUACUGGACAAAGGAUUGAUAACUAGGGAUAAUGUGGUUGACAUAUUUCAGCUUGCACUUUUAUGUGAUGCCCCUCGGCUUAGCCUCUUCUGUCACCGCUUUAUGCUCAAACAUUUCAAGGCUAUUUCUGGCACAGAUGGAUGGGAUGCCAUGAAAAAGAGUCACCCAGUGCUUGAAAAACAGAUUUUGAAAUCUGUAAUUGAUGAGGAUAUUAGGGAUAAGGAAAGGGUAAGAAAAAUCAACGAGAGAAAAGUGUACAUGCAACUAUACGAGGCAAUGGAAGCUUUGGUUCACAUAUGCAAAGAUGGUUGUCAAACCAUUGGUCCAUAUGAUAAAAUCUUGAAAAAGGAUCAACUACCAUGCAAAUAUUCAGCAUGCAAAGGGCUAGAAUUGGUCAUUCGUCAUUUUGCAGGAUGUGAAAUGAGAGUUGGUGGUGGCUGCAAACACUGCAAGAGAAUGUGGCAAGUGUUGGAACUACAUUCUCGCCUUUGUGCUAAUUCGGAUGUUUGUGGAGUUCCUUUAUGCAGCUUUGAUCCAGGAGUCAUCGUUUAAUGCUUCAUCAAACUUCUUGGGUUCCAGUUGUGAUAUCAAAGCGAAUACUGUCAUCGGCCUGUGAGAGGAUCUGGUUUGCAUCUUUGCUUUUGGAUCCCCAAGAAUGAAUUCGUUUGGAAAACUGGCUUCACUUCUCCAUUCUAGUGGAAUAUUUAUUUGUUGUGGCUCGGAAGCAGUUUUG
This is a messenger RNA of Lycium ferocissimum, 1307 nucleotides long. Its product is annotated as BTB/POZ and TAZ domain-containing protein 4-like. Lineage: Eukaryota; Viridiplantae; Streptophyta; Magnoliopsida; Solanales; Solanaceae. Gene Ontology annotation, molecular function: protein binding. The record is from RefSeq and is a predicted model, not a curated record. Bases 104 to 1126 code for a protein of 340 amino acids. The transcript has 6 exons.